Megachile rotundata (alfalfa leafcutting bee) is the source of this 10417-nucleotide messenger RNA. It is a transcript of the gene para, whose product is annotated as sodium voltage-gated channel paralytic. Gene Ontology annotation, cellular component: voltage-gated sodium channel complex; plasma membrane. The record is from RefSeq and is a predicted model, not a curated record. Lineage: Eukaryota; Metazoa; Arthropoda; Insecta; Hymenoptera; Megachilidae. Gene Ontology annotation, biological process: neuronal action potential; membrane depolarization during action potential; sodium ion transmembrane transport. Gene Ontology annotation, molecular function: calcium ion binding; voltage-gated sodium channel activity.
GAGAGGUGAAACGCAGCGAGAGAAAAAGAGAGGGAGGGGUAACGACGAAGAGAGAGAGAGGGUGCGCGCGCGCGUGUACGUGCCAGAAGGAACCGACAGACAAAGGAAGCGGAAAGGACCGGGUCGGUCCUUCGGCGAGGAAAGCUAAGGGUACGAAGGACGGCGAGGAAGGCAGGAGAGACGGAAGGAUCGUGGACAGACUACGGCGGCGAUAUACGGGCUCGAACGGGAUAGUUCAGGAAAGGGUAGAAAACGCGUCGGAUCUGUCCCCCAGGAAGGGACCGUCGCGCGCAACGCGAUCAAUUUUCGUUGCGACGCGGGCGGCGAGACCGGAGUAAAGGAAGAAAUGACGACUGCGGCGAGAUACCGAUAACCGGCCGUAUAAUGUUGUCGCAGAGCAAGUUUUACGCUCUCUUUAUCCACUACACGUUCGUGUAGCGCGACACGGGGCGGGUCCUUGCCGCUGCGGUGAAGAACAGAGGUGGUGGAGGCGCGACGAGUGUUAAGAGGAAGAAGAAGAAGAGGAAGAAGAAAGAGGAAGGGAGGGAACGUGGUUGUUCGCCUGGUGGAGAUACAAGGAAGGACGUGUCGUUUUCGAAUCGUUUUGUAACGGAUACAUAUAGAAAGGAACGGAAGGGGACACACGCGCGCACGCAGAUAGACAGAAAAAAAUAAUAAAAAAAAAAAUAAGAAAAAAAAGUUUGUCGUCGUACGGUGGUUCAGUUUACAGUGUCGUUGCUUGACAGUGUGCUUAUUCUUGCCGAAGCUGAACAAGCAAGGCCCGCGGAGGUAUCUCAGAACCCGCCCCUCUUCGACGUCGCAGUGCCUCUUCUCCAUUAUCGCUACGUCGUGUUUCUUUUCGUUCAAAUCGCGACUAUCCACGCUAUUGGAGAAACUCCUCGACCAUAAGUAUCGAUCGACUCGAAGAUCAGACUAUGUUAUUUCGAAUAACGGAUUGAUCGCACCCGUCGCUUCAUUCACACGUCGGACAUGAAAAAUCUUGGUUCGCGUUGGACGGUCCCCGACAUAGCACGCACUGCCGCAGCGCGUUCGUCAUUUCUCGUCGCCAUUUCGUCGGAACGAGAUUCAAAUAGCAAAAGCAACAGCCGCAGCAGCAACGGCAGUAACGAUAGCAGCAAUAGCAACGUUAGCGAGAGAGACGGAAGAAAGAGUAUUAGAUAUAGCGAUAGCGGUAUCGGUAAGGAAAGUAUCGACAGAGGCAUUUGCGUCACGGCGAUCGACAAGAAGAGGGAAAAGAAGAGCGUCGGUAGAUCGGCAGUCGACGUGCUGCACGAAGCGCAUUUAUCCGUCCGAUCGUACGUAACGGCGUCGUCGAAUCGCAUCGGCGGCACGACGCGUUCCGAAUCGACGCCCAGGUACCGGCCCCUAGCCGGCAAAUCGCGCGUUCUUCAGCAUCGGUCUCGUCCUCGUCAGCCACAGCCGCAGCCACCCCAGCAGCCACUCUAUUACACCCCCGCAUCGUGGGACACGCGCACAUUACACUUCAGGAACUGUUAGCACCGAUCAAAAGAAGGUGGCUCAGCUGUGUGCAGCUUAGACAAUGUCCGAAGAUUCUGACUCUGUAUCAGAGGAAGAAAGAAGUUUGUUCCGUCCGUUCACGCGGGAGUCCCUGGCAGCGAUCGAGGCUCGCAUCGCCGAGGAACAUGCCAAGCAGAAGGAGCUCGAGAAGAAAAGAGCGGAAGGCGAGGUUCGGUAUGACGACGAGGACGAGGACGAGGGUCCUCAGCCGGAUCCGAUGCUCGAGCAAGGAGCACCGAUCCCGGUCCGACUGCACAACGAAUUUCCACCCGAGUUGGCCUCCACACCUCUCGAGGAUAUCGAUAGCUUCUAUCAUAACCAAAGGACCUUCGUCGUCAUCAGCAAGGGAAAGGACAUAUUCAGGUUCUCAGCGACAGAUGCGAUGUGGAUCCUCGACCCGUUCAACCCAAUACGACGCGUGGCCAUUUACAUAUUGGUUCACCCACUGUUCUCCCUCUUCAUUAUCAGUACAAUAUUGGUUAACUGCGUUCUCAUGAUCAUGCCCACUACGCCCGUCAUCGAGUCUACGGAAGUGAUAUUUACGGGCAUCUACACAUUUGAGUCCGCCGUUAAGGUGAUGGCGAGGGGUUUCAUUCUGCAGCCUUUUACCUAUCUUAGAGAUGCAUGGAAUUGGCUCGACUUCGUAGUUAUAGCUUUAGCUUAUGUGACGAUGGGCAUAGAUCUAGGCAACCUUGCCGCUCUCAGGACAUUUCGAGUCCUCCGAGCCUUGAAGACUGUCGCUAUUGUACCAGGUCUGAAAACCAUUGUCGGCGCUGUGAUAGAAUCCGUGAAGAACCUGCGCGAUGUGAUAAUCCUGACGAUGUUCUCUCUUUCCGUCUUUGCGUUGAUGGGCCUCCAGAUUUACAUGGGGGUGCUCACGCAAAAAUGUAUAAAGAACUUUCCCGAGGACGGCUCCUGGGGUAAUCUCACUGACGAAAACUGGGAGCGAUUCGUUAGUAACGAAACUAAUUGGUACGUGGACGAGGCGAAAAACAUGCCCUUGUGCGGGAAUUCAUCUGGAGCAGGGCAGUGCCUUCCUGGCUACACGUGUUUACAAGGAUACGGUGAUAAUCCGAAUUAUGGUUACACGAGUUUCGACACAUUUGGUUGGGCCUUACUUUCUGCUUUUCGUCUGAUGACUCAAGAUUAUUGGGAAAAUCUUUAUCAACUGGUACUAAGAUCGGCCGGUCCGUGGCACAUGUUGUUCUUCAUCGUGAUCAUUUUUCUUGGUUCUUUUUAUCUUGUCAACUUGAUUCUUGCCAUUGUCGCGAUGUCCUACGACGAACUGCAAAAGAAAGCGGAAGAGGAGGAGGCAGCCGAGGAAGAAGCAAUACGUGAAGCCGAGGAAGCAGCAUUAGCGAAAGAGAACAAGUUGGCAGCCCAGGCAGCGGCGAGGGAAGCGGCCGCAACAGCAGCAGCAGUCGCCGCCGAUCAGAUCGUGAAAUCUUCAUCGGACUUCUCCUGCCACAGUUACGAGCUGUUCGUGGGCCAAGAGAAGGGCAACGACGACAACAACAAGGAACGCAUGAGCAUGCGUUCGAUCGAGUCGGUCAGCGAACACCGGGUGAAGCAGAUCAACAACCACACGGCCACAACUAAAGUGCGGAAAGUCAGCGCCGCGAGCCUUAGUCUACCUGGCUCACCGUUCAAUCUUCGCCGAAGCAGCCGUGGUAGCCAUCAGUUCACGAUCAGGAAUGGUCGUGGUCGUUUCGUUGGUCCGCCAGGAGGUGACCGGAAACCGUUGGUCCUCUCCACCUUCCUGGACGCACAGGAACAUCUGCCGUACGCGGACGACUCGAACGCUGUCACGCCCAUGUCCGAGGAGAAUGGCACGAUCGUGGUGCCCGUUUACUAUGCUAAUCUUGGAUCCAGACACUCGUCGUACACGUCACACGCGUCCAGGAUUUCGUACACGUCACACGGAGAUCUGAUCGGAGGCAUCGCGAACGCGGGCAAGCCAAUGACCAAGGAGAGCCAACUCAGAAACAGAUCCGUCAGGCCCCCGUCGGUGAACGGACACUUCACGGACUCGAAUCAGAAGUACCAUUACGAAGGUGACCUGGAGAAUCUCAUGGGCAAGGCAAAACAACAAGACAAUCCGUUUAUAGAGCCUUCUCAACAACAUGCCGUGGUUGAUAUGAAAGAUGUGAUGGUACUCAACGAUAUAGUAGAACAAGCAGCAGGACGUCGAAGUAGUACACCAGAACAAGGAGUUUCGACCUAUUACUUUCCGACAGACGACGACGAAGAAGGGCCGACAUUCAAGGAUAAACUGUUGGCCGCCGUGUUACGUUGCAUCGAUACGUUCUGCGUAUGGGACUGUUGCUGGUUGUGGCUUGAAUUUCAAAGAUACGUGUCUCUUUUGGUGUUCGAUCCGUUCGUAGAAUUGUUCAUCACCCUUUGUAUCGUCGUUAACACACUCUUCAUGGCGUUGGAUCAUCACGAUAUGGACAAGGACAUGGAACGGGUGCUCAAGACCGGAAACUAUUUCUUCACGGCAACAUUUGGUAUCGAAGCAACGUUGAAACUGAUAGCAAAAAGCCCUAAAUACUACUUUCAAGAAGGAUGGAACAUUUUCGAUUUUAUCAUCGUCGCUCUUUCGCUUCUGGAAUUAGGGUUAGAGGGUGUGCAAGGUCUCUCCGUGUUACGAUCGUUCAGAUUGCUAAGAGUGUUCAAACUAGCAAAAUCGUGGCCUACGUUGAAUCUGCUGAUAUCCAUCAUGGGCAGAACGGUGGGCGCGUUAGGUAACCUGACGUUCGUGUUGUGCAUCAUCAUAUUCAUUUUCGCCGUGAUGGGUAUGCAACUGUUUGGCAAGAACUAUACCGACCACGUCGAUCGUUUUCCCGACGGCGAGCUACCCAGAUGGAACUUCACCGAUUUUAUGCAUUCGUUCAUGAUCGUUUUUCGAGUGUUAUGUGGAGAAUGGAUCGAGUCUAUGUGGGAUUGUAUGCUUGUGGGCGAUGUUUCUUGUAUACCGUUCUUUCUGGCUACCGUUGUCAUCGGCAAUCUGGUUGUGCUGAAUCUCUUCUUGGCCUUGUUACUCAGCAACUUCGGUUCGUCGAAUCUUUCGGCGCCGACACAGGACAACGACGCGAACAAGAUCGCGGAGGCGAUCGAUCGAAUAGCACGAUUCGUUAAAUGGAUCAAGCGAAAUGUCCUAUAUCUUGCUAAAAUGAUGCGAGCCAAACUCACCAAUCAGAUAUCCGAUCAGGCGCCAGGUGAGGGACCGUCCAACAGUUGGAAAGAAGAUGGAAUUGAUCGGGAUGGGGACCUAGAUCUUGCAGAUGGAGAGCUCGAUGCAUAUAGGGAUAAAAAGAGUGCCAAGGAGCUGAAUCAACUGGAAGUUGCUAUUGGGGAUGGAAUGGAAUUUACUAUUCAUGGAGAUCUAAAGAAUAAAUUGAAGAAGGGUAAACUGUGCCUGAACAACAGCAAGGUUAUAGCAAAUUCAAUCAACCACCGUGACUAUAGAUUGGACAACGAUUAUAUUAAUCAGAACGAGGAUGACACAAUCAGUAACAAAUCGUAUGGCAGCCAUAAGAACAGAGCAUUCAAGGAUGAAAGUCAUAAGGGUAGUAUGAAGUUGUUGGACGGGGAGGAAAAGAAGGAUGCGAGUAAGGAAGACCUAGAACAAGAUGAAGAUCUUGGGGAUGACGGAGACGAAGGCGAAGAAGGAGAAGGAGGAGAUGGCGAAUUAGGGGACGCCAUUAUUCAAGCUGAUGAAGAUCCCAUCGAGCCUGAUUAUCCAGCUGAUUGUUGUCCAGAAAAUUGUUACAAAAAGUUCCCGUUCUUAGCUGGCGACGACGAUGCUCCAUUUUGGCAGGGUUGGGCGAACUUGAGACUGAAGACCUUCCAACUAAUCGAGAACAAGUAUUUUGAGACUGCCGUCAUUUUGAUGAUUCUUUUGAGUAGUAUGGCUCUCGCCUUGGAAGAUGUGCAUCUUCAACAACGACCCAUUCUGCAAGAUAUCUUGUAUUACAUGGACCGAAUAUUUACUGUGAUUUUCUUCAUCGAAAUGUUAAUCAAAUGGUUGGCUCUUGGCUUCAAAAAGUACUUCACGAACGCUUGGUGCUGGCUCGAUUUCAUCAUCGUCAUGCUCUCACUGAUCAACUUGGGUGCAAUCUGGGCCGGUGCUGCCGACAUCCCGGCCUUCCGUUCCAUGAGAACACUGAGGGCCUUGAGGCCUUUACGAGCCGUUUCACGAUGGGAGGGCAUGAGAGUAGUCGUCAACGCUUUGGUUCAAGCCAUUCCAUCCAUUUUCAACGUGUUACUGGUGUGUCUUAUCUUCUGGUUGAUCUUCGCCAUUAUGGGUGUGCAGCUUUUUGCCGGCAAAUACUUCAAGUGCGUGGAUGCAAACAAAACAACACUUAGCUACGAAAUAAUCCCUGAUAGAAAUGCCUGUCUGGCUGAGAAUUACACCUGGGAGAAUUCACCGAUGAAUUUCGAUCACGUAGGAAAAGCGUAUUUGUGCUUGUUCCAAGUGGCCACGUUCAAAGGAUGGAUUCAGAUCAUGAACGACGCAAUUGAUUCCAGAGAGCUCAACAAACAACCAAUUCGUGAAACGAACAUCUACAUGUAUUUCUAUUUUGUAUUCUUCAUUAUAUUCGGAUCGUUUUUUACCCUUAAUCUAUUCAUUGGUGUGAUCAUCGACAACUUUAACGAGCAAAAGAAGAAGGCCGGAGGUUCCCUUGAAAUGUUCAUGACAGAAGAUCAGAAGAAAUAUUAUAACGCUAUGAAAAAGAUGGGCAGCAAGAAACCACUCAAGGCCAUUCCACGCCCAAGAUGGAGGCCGCAGGCGAUAGUGUUUGAAAUAGUGACGGACAAAAAGUUCGAUAUGAUAAUCAUGUUGUUCAUCGGGCUGAACAUGCUUACGAUGACGUUGGACCAUUAUCAACAGACCCAGACUUUCAGCGAUGUUCUAGACUAUCUGAACAUGAUAUUCAUUGUGAUAUUCACCAGCGAGUGUCUCAUGAAGAUCUUCGCUCUGCGUUACCACUAUUUCAAGGAGCCAUGGAACCUCUUUGAUUUUGUUGUUGUUAUAUUGUCAAUAUUAGGUCUGGUCCUCAGUGACAUAAUCGAGAAAUACUUCGUAUCACCGACAUUGCUUCGUGUAGUAAGGGUAGCAAAAGUCGGUCGUGUUCUUCGACUCGUGAAAGGUGCCAAGGGUAUUCGGACUCUUCUCUUCGCCUUGGCGAUGUCGUUACCAGCUCUCUUCAAUAUUUGCCUAUUACUGUUUUUGGUGAUGUUUAUCUUCGCGAUCUUUGGAAUGUCGUUCUUCAUGCACGUCAAAGACAAGAGCGGACUGGACGAUGUAUAUAACUUCAAAACGUUUGGCCAGUCGAUGAUACUGCUAUUCCAGAUGUCAACGUCGGCCGGUUGGGACGGUGUCCUAGACGGUAUAAUAAACGAGGAGGACUGCCAGGAGCCAAACAACGAGAUAGGAUACCCGGGUAACUGCGGCUCCUCGACGAUCGGCAUUGCCUAUCUCCUCUCGUAUCUGGUGAUAAGUUUUCUGAUCGUCAUCAACAUGUACAUCGCCGUGAUCCUCGAGAACUACUCCCAGGCGACGGAGGAUGUCCAGGAAGGCUUAACGGACGACGACUACGACAUGUACUACGAGAUCUGGCAACAGUUCGAUCCCGACGGGACGCAAUAUAUCAGAUACGACCAGCUGUCCGACUUCUUGGACGUGCUGGAGCCACCGUUGCAGAUCCACAAGCCGAACAAGUACAAGAUCGUAUCGAUGGACAUCCCGAUAUGCAAGGGAGACAUGAUGUUCUGCGUGGACAUCCUGGACGCCCUUACGAAAGAUUUCUUCGCGCGUAAGGGUAACCCGAUCGAGGAGACGGCGGAGAUCGAGGUUCAGGCGCGUCCAGGAGAGACCGGUUACGAGCCGGUCUCAUCCACGCUAUGGCGUCAACGCGAGGAGUAUUGCGCGCGUUUGAUCCAGAACGCCUGGAGGAAGCACAAGCAGCAGCGUCUGGGCGGGCCGAGCGAGGAAAGCGACGACGCGGAUACGGAUCCGCGGGUGAGGCAGACCGCGGUGCUGGUCGAGAGCGACGGCUUCGUGACGAAGAACGGUCAUCGGGUUGUCAUACACAGCCGCUCGCCGAGCGUCACCUCGAGGACCGCGGACGUCUGAUCGGCGACGCCGACGUCCCCAGCACCGCCAGCGUCGUAACCUAGCGCCACCGUAGCGGCAUCGCCGACGACGACGACAACGUGGACGAGUCGAUCUCGUAGCCCUUUGAUACUGCUCGCGGGGAGCACCGGUUCUCGCGGACCUUGCGCGCGCUCUCCAUCGACAGCCUUAUAGUUGUAUAAAAAAUACAUUCCUCCAACGAGUUGCCUUUAAAACCACUCAAGAACGCUACGAUCGUUGGGAGAGACACGUCGCUAGCUGGACACGAGCGUGCGAGCGAGGACGAAGGGACGGAUCGUUCGAGAACCGCCAUCACGGUGAAGGAACCGAGUUGCGCCGUGUGUGUACCGCGCGUCGAGCCACAUCAUCGAACUGGACGGGGACAUACACACACAGACACACACAUACACACAUGAACACACGCAUAGACACAUAGAACGUGAGAGAGGAAUGAUAAGGAGGAACACGCGAAGAGGAAUCGAAGGACAAGAAACGAUGGCAUAACGGAGAAACGAUGACGGUCCUCGUGCACCGGAAACUCGCGUGCACCUUGACCGACCGCAACGCGAACUUCGAGUCGACUUCCCCUACAAAAUCACGGCUCGAAGGUCGAUGCUUGCUCCCGCCCAGAAUCCUGCCUUCGAUGGACUUCGCCGGCUCCUUACCGUCCUCCAUUGUUCGACGACGAGCACCAUCGCGUCGCGUAGGAAAAUGCAUGCGUUUCGGAACGCAAUGAAACGAAAUCAGUCACGUGAUGACAAUGAAACGAAGAGAUAGCAUGUUUGCCGCGUUCACAAAUCACCGAUCGACUCGUUUCAUCGACUCUCUGUAUAUUACCGGUAGGCCGAUUCGUAAAUUCUAUCCGCGAUAUUGGAUUUUUUACACGGUUUUACGGCGAGCCAAUUCGCCGAACGCGAAUAAGAGGUUCGUGGGUGAUAUUUGUUACAUGGAUCGGUCAACCCGGUCGUCGGACUGUGGUGUUUGACGGAGAUGAACCUUGAAAACUGAUAAAAACGACGGGACAACGGAGAAAACGAAGACAUUGAUGAAGAUGUUGACGAUAUAGUGAGGAUGAUCACACGGAAUGGUUAUGACGAUUAUAUGGAUCAUGAUGACGGUGAACAAGGAUGUUACAUGUGAAAUGUAUGCGUUAGUUAUUUACAUUCGCUUGACAAAUUUUACGCAAUACGGUGCGCGAACGUCUGAUCGCGUCGCUUUGUUUUAAACCAGCCCCCUGCUUCUCCGCUCCUGUAACUCUCUACUUCGAGCCUAAAUACGUGUCGUGAAUGCUCUUCGAUCGUUGGGGUCCAUAUUUGACCAAUCAUGUGAUUUAUAAUUAUAUUUCGAUGGAUCUAAAACGUUAACUUGGUCGUUAAACUACAUAGGGCAUUAGACAAAAAAUGUUAGGUUAGGAUCUAACCUUCUUUUCACUGACUUGUUUCGUUCACAUAUUCUUCUGGUUAAAAGAAGUCUUUCUUUUCGUUCGAUCGAUGUAACUGCUUACGAAUUAUGAUUUGAAGACAGAAGAAUGAUAAUUCCUGCCAAAAGGAACGGAGAGGGGGGGGACGGCGAAUACGGAAUCUCGCAAUCAUCAUCAGCUAGAUAAUUUACACAUUUGCAAAACUUUACACAGACACACAAUCUUACACGACGUAGUAAUGCGCUUUGGAAUAAAUGAAUAAACAUAAUAGUGUAACGUUAUUCGAAUAAUUGUAAUCGACAACCGUGCGCCCGUAAACCCGUCUCGCAUAUAAUAGUGUGAAAUUAAAAUGAAAGGAAGAAAUUCUAAUACCAAUUUAGUUGCUAACGACGAGAUUGACGCAACUGUCUAUCGGAAUUUUAUACACACCGGAAAGUUACUCGUAACCGAAGAAACGUGUCGUUCGAAGAAUAUUUUGGGUCAAAAACAUUCGAGGAUCAGCCAGAAAGUUGUGUCAUUCUAAUUAAUUUCCUUAAUUACGGUGGCCAAAGACGGAACAUUAUAAGAAAUUGUUAAAAUUUUCAGAGAUUAUUAGUUCGAAGUUUGUUGUUUCAAAUAUUUAUCGCGCAGAUUCUGUUGAAUUAUCGAAUGUUUCGCGUAUCAGAGAUUCUAUGUACGAAAACAAAAUGGCGCGGGAAGCUGCAUGAUUGUCCAAGGACAAUAACGAUGGAACAACCACGCUUUUAGCCUGAAUUACGUACAAUUAUAAACGUUUACGAAAUAAAUCGAGGAACGUUUCGUAAAAAAAAGAAAACCAACAAAACGGGUUUACGUGCUUAAAAUCGUCGUGGAGGAUCGCGUGCCCCGUAAUAAUACAGGGCGCAUCAAAAUUGCCCCACGAUCGAUGGAAACGCUCUUUGAUUGCAUAUCGAACCGAAAUUCUCUCGUGAUCGUGAUUAUGGCACGCGAUUCUGCCACGAGUCAAUCGUAUCGCUCUCGCCGUACAUAAAAUAUAUAUUACUUCGCGCCAAGUAAAUCUAAGAACGCGUGUCAAACGGUAUACACACGGGAGUGUUCGAGAAAAUUCGUUGGAACGCGUCUAAUUUAUAAAUAAAGGCACGGUUUCAUUUGCCGUAUUCAAGUACGCUGCUGAGCGUGGUAGAUCUUUCUAAAGAAAAUGGAGGAAGACGCCAUUUGCAUUCGUUUACGCGGGAAAAUUCGAUAACUAUCGAUGGUUUACUACACAAAUAUUGUAUUAUACGUUUCGUCGAAAUUAUCUAAUUAAUUCGAUGUAUAAAAUUUACUUUGUAAGCUUUUUA